AUGUGCAACGUCACUUUCUUCAAGCAAAAAACCUGCAACCACAUCUGGGCCGUCAUCGCAACUCCCUGCGGCCCGUACAUGGAUUUUUCCACAUGCGCCAGCUUCUGCGGCGGCGGCAGCGGCAACGGCAUCAGGAAGACGCCGAAAUUUUACAAGACGAAAAGUAGAGCGUGUCCAAAGUGUGAUUUGGGCGGAAUGUAUGAUGGACGGGUGGUGCGAAUGGUGGAGAGGAUGGGCUGGGGAAUUCACUGGGGCUUGGAUCCAGAGGGAGGAGACUGGGCUAUUGAGAUGAGAAUGGGAGAGGCGAGAGGAUGUGUGAUUUUGUGA
This is a messenger RNA of Trichoderma asperellum CBS 433.97, 327 nucleotides long. The record is from RefSeq and is a predicted model, not a curated record. NCBI's taxonomy places the organism in Eukaryota, Fungi, Ascomycota, Sordariomycetes, Hypocreales, Hypocreaceae.